AUGAGCCCCAAACUAUGGCAGAUGCAAGACUUCUGGGAAGAUGCAGCAACAGUGGAUAGCACAGAAACAGACUCUGAGAUCUGGUGUUCAGAUGCUGCAAUAUUACAAUGUGAGGAAGAGAAGAAGGAGGGAAAAAAUAAAAAACUGCCACGACAAAAGCAUCUGAAGAAAUUCAUGAACAUCAACCUAGCACUCCAGAAUGUUCUGAAGGACAUUGUGGAAAGAGAUAACAAGGAUUGCAGCUACAUAAACCCCAACAAAAUGCAUCCCCCAAGUCUUGGGCAGACUGGAGAAGAAAAGGCUGCAUUUGCUUGGAGAACGCUCCAUGAAGUGCUAGAGAAGCUGACUCAGGAUGAGAAAGAGUUUAAGAAGUUGGAAGCUCACAAUGAAGAAGAAAGAACUCCCUGGAAGAAACAAAUACAGGAGGAGAUACAAAAUGUCCAGGAUGAAUUUACAAAAAUGAGAAACAUCCUGGACUCUGAGGAGAAAGAGCACUUGCAAAAACUGAAUCAAGAGGAAGAGGAUAUUCUGAGGGUCCCGGCCGAGUCUGAAAAGCAGCUGGCCCAGAAUGCCCAGUCCAUGAGGGAGCUCAUCUCAGAUGUGCAGCAUCAGCUGCAGGGGUCAGCGAUGGCCAUGUUGCAGGGUGUGAAGGAAACCAUAGAAUGGAGUAAGUUAUUGACCAUGCAGAAACCAAGAACUUGCCCCAACAGACAAGAUGGUGUUCCAAGCUCCUGA
Messenger RNA from Octodon degus (degu), 735 nucleotides. Its product is annotated as tripartite motif-containing protein 5-like. Bases 1 to 735 code for a protein of 244 amino acids. The transcript is spliced from 3 exons. NCBI's taxonomy places the organism in Eukaryota, Metazoa, Chordata, Mammalia, Rodentia, Octodontidae. The record is from RefSeq and is a predicted model, not a curated record.